AUGACACCACAAGCCACCGAAUUAUCUGGCCCAACUUUGUUAGAAAGCACAUCCACUUUCCAAAGAACUAAAGUCACCACCCCGCGUCCAUUGUCGGAAAGUACAACCACUUCACCUUUAAUGGAAUUUACUACCAAUCUCAAAUCUUCUGAGCUGACUGUCAGCCCAACUUUAUUUGAGUCAACAUCCCUUUCCCAAAUGACUACAACUACCACUUCAUCCCCAGGACAUGAAUCCACCAUCUCCCCUCUUUUGUCUGAAUCUACAACCAAUCCACAAGCAACAGAAUCCGUUACCAUGUCUCAGGUAACCAACUUAGUUCUGACAGCUACGUCUAAAGCCAAUAUCAUCACACAGAAAUAUGAACCGCCCACUACCUCUUCAUUCUCUAAAACUGCAACUGCUCCCCAAGAAACAGAAUUUGCCACCAGUCUCAAAUCAACUGAAAUGACCAUCACCCCAAUUUUGUCUGAAUCCACAAACACUCUACAAAAAACUGAAUUCCAAAGCAGCUUCACCUUGUCUGAUUCCAGCACAACCCCAUAUUUUUCUGAAUCUACAACUCUGUCCAAGGGUACUGAAUCCUCCUCCACUCACCUAUCAACCAACGUAACCACCACCCCUACUUUGAUCGAAACUACAUCAACUCCCCAAGAAACUGAAUCCACAACCAAUCCUCUGUCCACAACCAGUGCCACAUUCCAGGCAAUACAAUAUACUACCAACACUCAAGACACUCAAGUAAUCACCACCAAUCCUUUAUCUAAAUCUCAAAAUACUGUCCAAGUAACUCAAUCAACCUCAAUUCCCCAUGCAACCGACUCCUCCAUCAUGGCACCAUCUUCUGAGUCAGUCACCCCACUGCCACCUGAAUCCAUCACCACACUGUCUGCGUCACAGUUCACCACAACCUCACCUGAGUCUGAAUCCUCCAUCCCAACUUUAUCGGAAUCUACUUCCAAUACCCAAGGAAUUGAUUUCCCCAUUGCCACCGCUCCUUUGUCUACAUCCAUAUCCACUCUUGUAACAAAUGAAUCCAACACCACUUUCACAUCGUCCACAUCAAAAGCUAACCAGCAAACAUUCGAAAAUACAAUCUUCCCGUCCACAUCACGGUCCAUUGCCAACUCACCUCUUACUGAAUCCAUCACCCCACCUUUGUCUCAAACCACAUCCACUUCCCAGCUAAGUGAAUCCACCACCUCCUCUACAUUUUCGAUAUUCACAAACAUUCCUCAAACAACUGAAUUCACUACCACCUCGCUUUUCAUUGAGCACACAUCCUCCUCCUCCACAUCUGAAUCCACCAUCACCCCAUUGUUUCCUCUCUCCACAACCUCUCCCGAAGCAACAGAAUCUACCAUCAAUAACCCAUUAAUCGAAUUAACGAGAACUCCAUCGCUUUUUGAAUCCACAUCCAUAUCCCAGGGAAAUGACACCAACACAAACACCCUGAUGCUGAACAACUCCAGCAACACAUCCCAAUCAACUGAAUCCACCAUGACACCACAAGCCACCGAAUUAUCUGGCCCAACUUUGUUAGAAACCACAUCCACUUUCCAAAGAACUAAAUUCACCACCCCGCGUCCAUUGUCGGAAAGUACAACCACUUCACCUUUAAUGGAAUUUACUACCAAUCUCAAAUCUUCUGAGCUGACUGUCAGCCCAACUUUAUUUGAGUCAACAUCCCUUUCCCAAAUGACUACAACUACCACUUCAUCCCCAGGACAUGAAUCCACCAUCUCCCCUCUUUUCUCUGAAUCUACAACCAAUCCACAAGCAACAGAAUCCGUUACCAUGUCUCAGGUAACCAACAUAGUUCUGACAGCUACGUCUAAAGCCAAUAUCAUCACACAGAAAUAUGAACCGCCCACUACCUCUUCAUUCUCUAAAACUGCAACUGCUCCCCAAGAAACAGAAUUUGCCACCAGUCUCAAAUCAACUGAAAUGACCAUCACCCCAAUUUUGUCUGAAUCCACAAACACUCUACAAAAAACCGAAUUCCAAAGCAGCUUCACCUUGUCUGAUUCCAGCACAACCCCAUAUUUUUCUGAAUCUACAACUCUGUCCAAGGGUACUGAAUCCUCCUCCACUCACCUAUCAACCAACGUAACCACCACCCCUACUUUGAUCGAAACUACAUCAACUCCCCAAGAAACUGAAUUCACAACCAACCCUCUGUCCACAACCAGUGCCACAUUCCAUGCAAUACAAUAUACUACCAACACUCAAGACACUCAAGUAAUCACCACCAAUCCUUUAUCUAAAUCUCAAAAUACUGUCCAAGUAACUCAAUCAACCUCAAUUCCCCAUUCAACCGAAUCCUCCAUCAUGGCACCAUCUUCUGAGUCAGUCACCCCACUGCCACCUGAAUCCAUCACCACACUGUCUGCGUCACAGUUCACCACAACCUCACCUGAGUCUGAAUCCUCCAUCCCAACUUUAUCGGAAUCUACUUCCAAUACCCAAGGAAUUGAUUUCCCCAUUGCCACCGCUCCUUUGUCUACAUCCAUAUCCACUCCUGUAACAAAUGAAUCCAACACCACUUUCACAUCGUCCACAUCAAAAGCUAACCAGCAAACAUUCGAAAAUACAAUCUUCCCGUCCACAUCACGGUCCUUUGCCAACUCACCUCUUACUGAAUCCAUCACCCCACCUUUGUCUCAAACCACAUCCACUUCCCAGCUAAGUGAAUCCACCACCUCCUCUACACUUUCGAUAUUCACAAACAUUCCUCAAACAACUGAAUUCACUACCACCUUGCUUUUGUUUGAGCCCACAUCCUCCUUCCCCACAUCUGAAUCCACCAUCACCUCUUUGUUUUCUCACUCUAGAAUCUCUCCCAAAACAACAGAAUCUACUACUACUUCACUACAAAUCGAAUUGACGCCAACUCCAUUAUUGUCUGAAGGUACGUCCAUUUCUCAAGGAAGUGCAUCUCCCACUGCCACUGCUCCUUUGUCUACAUCCAUAUCAUUUGAAAGAACAAUCAUCUCUUCCACAUUACAGUCCAUUACCACCUCACCUGUGUAUACAUCUUUUUCCAUCACCCUACCUUUUUCAGAAUCCAUAUUCACUACUCAAGUAAGUGAAUCCACCACCACCUCUUCACUGUCAACAUCCAUAACCACACCUCAUCCAACUGAAUCUACUACAUCCUCUCUUUCGUUUGAUCCCAUGUCCAUCUUCGCUGCAUCUGUGUUGUUUCAAUCCACAACUUCUCUCCAAACAACACAGUCCAAUACCAUUUCCCCACUAAUUGAGUUGACCAACACCCCAACUUUCUUUGAAUCCACCUCCAUUUCCCAUGGAACUGAUUCCACAUCAACUACCCCUUUUUUGUACAGGUCCACCAUUUCUCCCAAAGUAACUGAGUCCACUACCAUUCUCCAGCCCACUGAGGUAACUGGUCCUACUUUGUUUGAAUCCAUAUCCACUUCUCAAAGAGUUAAAUCCACUACUACACCUCCAUUUUCUGAAAGUACAUCUGCUCAACAAGCAACAGUGCUUACCACCAAUCUCAAUAUUCCUUUGACCAUCACUAUUCCUUUUUCUAAAUCUAUAAAUUCUCUCCAAGUAACUGAAUCCAUUACAACUCCCCAAGCAACUAAAUCCUCAUUCACAGCACCUUCAUCUGAGUCCACAGCCCCACAUGCAUCUGAAUAUACAACAACCAUCCUUCCUUUUUCAGAAUAUUCUAGCCCUCUUUUUUCUGAAUCAAUUACCACCCUUCCCUUGUCUGAUGAUAUUAUUACCUUUCCAUUGUCUCAAUUCACAAACAUUCUGCAAACACCAGAUAUUUCCACCGAUUCCCAUUCAUCCGAAUUUACCAUCAACCCAACACUAACCCAAUCCAUUUCCACUACCCAAGGAACUGAAUCCUCCACCGUGCUCUUGUCUGAAUUCACCACCACCACCCCUUUCUUUGCUGACUCUACAACCACUCUUCAGACAACACAAUCCUUCAGCUCCUCCCAAGCCACCAACUUAACCCCCACCCCUACUUUGUUCAAAGCCAUUUCUGCUCCCCAAACACCUAAACCCACAACCUCUCUUACUUUGUCCAAAUCCAGCUCCACACCCCAGGGACCUGAAUAUGCUACCAGUAACCAGUCAACUGAAUUGACCACCACUGCUUCUUUGUCUAAAUCUCCAACCACUCUCCAAGCAACUGGAUUCACAUUUCCCAAUGCAACUGAAUCACCCAUCAUGUCACCUUUAUCUGAGUCCACCCCCACACCUGUAUCUGAAUCCACCACCAGCCCUCCUUUAUUUGAAGCAACCAUCACCCAUGUUUCUGAAUUCAGCACCCCUUCAUUGUCGCAAUCCACAACCUCUCCCCAAACAACAGAUUCUUCCACCACUCACUCAUCAAUUGAAUUGACCAUCAAUCCAACUUUGUCUGAAUCCACAUCUACUCUCCUUUCAUUGAAAACCACUUUUGCUUCCCAAGCAAAUGAAGCCACCACCUCCCUACCUUCCUCUGACUCCUCCGCCCUUCCUUUAUCUAAAUACACUACCACACCUCCUUUGUCUGAAUCUACAACCUCUUCCCAAUCAAAAGAAUCCUUCAUCACCUUUCCUUCAAACUACCACAAUUCCCCAGUCAACUGA
Messenger RNA from Erpetoichthys calabaricus (reedfish), 4614 nucleotides. Its product is annotated as serine-rich adhesin for platelets-like. Bases 1 to 4614 code for a protein of 1537 amino acids. The transcript is spliced from 5 exons. NCBI's taxonomy places the organism in Eukaryota, Metazoa, Chordata, Cladistia, Polypteriformes, Polypteridae. The record is from RefSeq and is a predicted model, not a curated record.